AUGGAAAUUGUUGAUGAAAUCAAGGACUCCACAGUUAACGAAACGGAUUUAAUUUUUUAUUAUAGAAGCUUGUGCCCAAUAAGUGACUUAUAUAACUGGCUAAAUUAUAAAAAUGACAAUAAGGGAAAACACACACGAUUAAAUGAUCCUCACUUUUUUUCGAAACGAGAAUUCUCCUUUACAUGUAAAAAAGGCGAUCAAGGAAAAGAAGAAAUUUACAUGAGAUGGCUGUCUUUCAACAAUGCCGAAGAAUUUAAGGACAAACUUCUAUCAAAUUUUGUGCCAAUUAAAUUUGAUAUAGGAGCAAUUUAUAAUUAUCCUGUAUCCCAAAAAGAUCAGAAAGGCGAUUUAUUUCAUCCUGUUCAAAAAGAAUUAAUAUUCGAUAUUGAUAUGAACGACUAUGAUGAUAUAAGAACGUGUUGUAUGGAUAAGAAAGUUUGUAAGUUGUGCUGGAAAUUUCUCACUGUAGCAAUAGUCCUAUUGGACACUUCCUUAAGAGAAGACUUCGCUUUUCAAAAUAUUUUAUGGGUUUAUUCAGGAAGAAGAGGAAUACAUUGCUGGGUUUGCGAUGAGUCAUGCCGAUACUACACGACCGACGCUAGAGCUGCUCUGGCGGAUUAUUUAAACAUAUUAUCAGGUUCAGACACUAAAAAAAAAAAAGUUUCCAUAUGGGGGAAGGAAAAAUACCCAAUGAUUGAGAGAGCAUUUGAAAUUUGUUAUAAAUAUUUUGAUGUACUAAUGGAAGAGCAGAACUUUUUCAAAAAAGGCUCCUCUCAUGUUCAAAAAAUAAUUGACUAUUUGCCCUACGCAUCCGCGAAGAACGUAGACCCAUUGAAAGGUGUGAAAAUCAAUGAACUCAAAGAAUUUAUAGAAAACAACAAUUUUAAUUCAAAAGAACUCUUCGAAAAGCUAAGCAACAUUUAUGGCUUUUUAACCCCCAGCAACUACUUUAAAAAAAAAGAGACUAACCCAAAUAUUGUUAUACCUUCAUACAUUAAAGAGAUAGUUUUUCAUUUCACAUACCCGAGACUUGAUAUAAACGUUAGCAAGGAAAUUAAUCACUUGCUCAAAAGUCCUUUUUGCAUUCACAAUGGCACAGGCCGAGUUUGUGUACCCUUGAACAUAAAAAAUAUAAACAACUUUAACCCGCAGACGGUGCCCACAUUAAAAUUACUGAGAUCACAAUUUGAUGACCCUCAAAAUGCUAAUGUUGAUGCAGAAUUCAGAACAUCCUUAAAACCUUAUGUAGACUACUUUCGACAGAGCUUUCUUGAGAACAUCCUUUUAUCAUGCGUGGAGAGGAGAAAAAGAAUAAGUGAAGGUUCGAAGUAUAUCGAUUACAACAAUUUAUAA
Plasmodium malariae is the source of this 1353-nucleotide messenger RNA. Its product is annotated as DNA primase small subunit, putative. The record is from RefSeq and is a predicted model, not a curated record. The transcript has 16 exons. Lineage: Eukaryota; Apicomplexa; Aconoidasida; Haemosporida; Plasmodiidae. Gene Ontology annotation, biological process: DNA replication, synthesis of primer. Gene Ontology annotation, cellular component: alpha DNA polymerase:primase complex. Bases 1 to 1353 code for a protein of 450 amino acids.